Molecule: messenger RNA, 6249 nt
Organism: Microcebus murinus (gray mouse lemur)
Lineage: Eukaryota; Metazoa; Chordata; Mammalia; Primates; Cheirogaleidae
Gene: TMEM106B
Product: transmembrane protein 106B
Biological process (GO): dendrite morphogenesis; lysosome organization; lysosome localization
Cellular component (GO): lysosomal membrane
Source: RefSeq, a predicted model, not a curated record
UGUUGUUGUCCUGCCCCUCCCCCGUCGGAACUCCGCAGCUGCCCCGCGCUCUGGGGCAGUCGCUCCAGCUCCCAGCACCCGGGACUGCGGACUCCGCGACCCUGUGCUAGGGCCUUUCUGCGCCGAAGGAGCCGGGGACUGCGCAGCGCCCCGCGUGCCGGUGAGCGACCCCGGACGUGCAGUUCCCAGACAUGGGAAAGUCUCUUUCUCACUUGCCUUUGCAUUCAAGUAAAGAAGAUGCUUAUGAUGGAGUCAUAUCUUCUGACAAUAUGAGGAAUGGACUGGUUAAUAAUGAAGUCCAUGGUGAAGAUGGAAGAAAUGGAGAUGUCUCCCAGUUUCCAUAUGUGGAAUUUACAGGAAGAGAUAGUGUCACUUGCCCCACUUGUCAGGGAACAGGAAGAAUUCCCAGGGGGCAAGAAAACCAACUGGUGGCAUUGAUUCCAUAUAGUGACCAGAGAUUAAGGCCAAGAAGAACAAAGCUCUAUGUGAUGGCUUCAGUGUCUGUCUGUCUGCUCCUUUCGGGAUUGGCCGUAUUUUUCCUUUUCCCUCGCUCUAUCGAUGUGAAAUACAUUGGCGUAAAAUCAGCAUAUGUCAGUUAUGAUGUUCAAAAGCGUACAAUAUAUUUAAAUAUCACAAAUACUCUAAAUAUUACAAACAAUAACUAUUAUUCUGUUGAAGUUGAAAACAUCACUGCUCAAGUUCAGUUUUCAAAAACAGUUAUUGGAAAGGCACGCUUAAACAACCUAACCAAUAUUGGUCCACUUGAUAUGAAACAAAUCGACUACACAGUACCUACUGUUAUAGCAGAGGAAAUGAGUUACAUGUUUGAUUUCUGUACACUGCUAUCCAUCAAAGUACAUAACAUAGUGCUCAUGAUGCAGGUAACUGUGACAACAACAUACUUUGGCCACUCUGAACAGAUAUCCCAGGAGAGGUACCAAUAUGUUGACUGUGGAAGGAACACAACUUACCAGUUGGGGCAGUCUGAAUAUCUAAAUGUACUUCAGCCACAAGAGUAAAAACUGAAAGAGGUACAUCUAGAGGAGAACAAAUAUCUAUUGAUAUUUUCCAUACUCGUAAAGAGUUGUUGUUUCCUAAUAGGAGAUCUUAAAUUGAACAAACCUAAAGUUUACACUUCUAUUUUAAGAGUACAGUUAAAUGUGGACUUAUAAAAAAUCUCCACUCAGUGUUAAUGAUAUAUUUGUACAAGGAUCUUUUACUUGAAUCUAAAUUUACUGAUUGAUUUUCUUCUACCCCUUAUCUCCAAGGGAGAAAAACUGAGAUUUCCCCUAUAGUAAAAUAAACAAUUACUUGAAAAUCAUAGUUCUAAUCAUUACUGAAAACAUAAUUUUAGUGAUGAACAUAAUUUGAGAAACGUUAUUUCUGAAUGUUUUUAUAGAAAAUUACUGAAAGCCCUAUUAUUCAUGGAAGACUUUUAAAGAAUGACCUUUUUUUCCUGUUUUAUAAAUUCCCAUUGUUACAUAGUAGUAUUUCAACUACAUGAUAUUUUAGCUUUUAGCUAAAUGUUUUUAGCUUUUCAUUUAUUGAAAUUCUUAUUUGCAUGUUUUUGUCAGUCUUAUUUCAAGCUAGUGGUUGUAUAACACUUAUAACCAAAAUAAUCUUUGAAAAAUUCCAUAACUAAAAUUUUUAAAAGCCCUUAAAUAAUGUGUUUCAUGUUUUUCCAUAUUAGUUAUACUUUUGUGGACUUUUUGUGUGAUCUUCAAACAGUCAUCUAAUGUAUAAUAUUGUAAAUAAAUAAACUGUGCAUGGCUUUUAUACAGCUUUAAUAAAUGUCAAAUAAAAUGGUACUGAUUCAAAAUUAAAGCAAGUUGCUCAUAAAAAGAAAUAAAAUAGAAAAAUGAAAUUCAGAAACUCAUAGAAUGGGAAUAGGUUCCAAUUACAUGUUAGAUCUGGCAUAAAAUAGAUUUGAAAUAAAAUAUUUUGAUUCUCCAUUUUCUUAUGUUGCUUUUCAUACUAAAUAAUGGUAUGAAACUAACAACUAUUAGGGACCUACUUAAUCAAAUUUACGAAUGUUUUACAGGAGGAAAGUAUUUCUUUGAUAGAAUUAUUCAAGAAAUCCUGUCGUUAAAUGAUGGUGGCUAUACCGAAAAAAAACCUAUAUAAAAAUGUAAUCACUUUGCAUAUCAUAUGGAUAUGAUGCCUCUAGCAGUUAUAUUUUUAAAGUCUAGUUUUUGUUUUAAUUUUAUUUAAAAUUGUUUUCAAAAUGGAUUAUUGACUUAUUCACUUAGCUGUUUUAUAUUUUCAAUACCAUUUCCCAUUUUUGAUCUUUUUUAGCAUUUUCACUUACCAAUUUCUAAGGACCUUUUAAAUAUAUACCACAAAGUAUAGGGGCUAAGUAUGAUACCAAAAAAGUAAGUGGGUUGAGGUUAAUUUCCUUCUGUUUUCUAGUGACAGAAAUCAAGUUUCCCUUUCCCCACCCCCAAAGUGCCUAACUUAGGUCUGAAACAGCCUAUUUAUUAGUUUGACUCUCUCAACUGUAAAACAUAAACUUUAUUUAAUUUUUCAAUUUUGCUUUUAAACACACUCAGGUCUUCUUAGCUUUCAUAUUAUUUUCUCUAAGUUUUCCUGAGUGAAAACUCUUAAUCCAUUGCUAACUCAGCCAUCCUUACUAUUAAACCCAAAUCACCCUUUUAAAUUCAUUGUGGACUUUCUUGUCAAAACCAAUCUUUAUUUUCAUUUUUCCUCUGCUGUGUUUUCCUGACUAUGACCAUUCUCAUUAAAACUGUACACUUCUCUAAUAUAUUAAUUUUGUAUUUUUCAAAUCAUUUUCAUUUCCUAUCAUUUUCUCAUUUUGACAUCAUCUGUGUCUGUGUAUGAUUUAGGCCCCCAUUUCUCCCAAAUUUUCUAAUCCUGUGACUUCAAAAAUCACCUGUAUCUAUAGUAGGGCUUCCAAAUCUGUUUCUCCAUACCUGACCAGUUCCCUAAUCUGGUUUAUUUAGCUAGUGACCUAGAGAUGCAGUACUUCAAUGACUCUGUGUGUUAAAUUUGAUCAUAUAGUUUCUAUUUUGUUCCCACCCUAUCCUCAUGUUCCAUUUACUUCAAAAUCACCAUUCAUUUCUUGAAAAUCAUCAGUUAGAUAGGCCUCAUACAAAAAUCAACCCUUAUUUACUUUUCCUGCUUUGUGUCUUUUAACCUUGGGAAAUUACAUUGUAUAAAUUAAACAGAUUUUUUCUUAUAGUUUGUGAAUCUUACAUCCUGUUAUAGUGUAUGCACAGUAUCUCUUGAAGUGAUAGGAAAAUGGAAGGAACAUUUAGUGACUCAAAUCUUUAUCUUUUAAAUUCAGAAUACUUUAUUAUAUCUAGGUUCAGUGGAGUUUGAGUCAGAAAAAAGCUAGAAUUUAAAACAAAUUAAAAAAUAGCAAAAGAGAAAUAAGGAUUACCUGUGAGUAUCAGAGUUAAGUAACUGCCAGAACAAAACAGGCCGCAAAUUAAUAAAACCGUACAAACGCAUUCAGGUGAAGCAGAAGUAUAGCCAUAAAAAAUCUGGGAAGAAUGAAUGAAGCUUUUAGUUUGUCUUAGGUCAAUGCCCAAUGCGAUUUCUUACAUGGGAAUAGGGUAAGUGUCAAUAUAUUUUUUAAAAUUGCUCUCAAACUUUAUCCAGAGGACAUGAUAAAGAUGUUAAAAAUUUUUUUCUGAUACAUCCCAGAAUGACUUGUUUUUAAGUUACACCGUUACAGACUGGUCAUUCUAACCAAUCCAGUACUGUAACAAGCCUCUGUGCAUUGAUAGCAUUUAUAGCAUGUUGGCCCUUCUUAGAGUUCUUUCAUGUUUUUCUUACAUGAUUUCCUAUAGUCGUAGGAGGAGUCAGUCAAAGGAGAGUAAUAGGAUCCUCAUCUUUAAGAAGAGUAAGGAGAGGCAUGGAGAAGUUGAAGGACUGCUGAAGAUCACAUAUUUAGUAAAUAGUUUAAUUGGACACAGAUCUAGUUUUUCUGCCUCCCAUAUCUGUACUCUGUCAUUUAAAAUGUCCAUUGGAAAGCCCAGCUGACUCAGGUUAGUCUGAUUAAAAGAAGAAAAAUUUGCAUAGCUAAAAAUAGUGACAAUCAAAACCAUAUUGAUGGACUAAGAUUUUGGCAGCUUUAAGUUGCUAUCUGAAAUAUUUUAAGUGGGGAAUGAACACUUGUAAAAUGCUUUGGAGCAUAAUCUAUAGCUUAAUUUUUCUUCUAAAAUUUAGUACUCCUUGAUUCCAAUAAAGAUAAGACUGAUGUAUUGUCAGAGUAAAUUACUUAUGAAUAAUAUAGAUAUAUUUGAGAUUUGAAAUAAGAGUAUGAAAAUAUUAGAUUCCAGAGAAAUUGCUUGAAAUUGUUAAAUGACUAUAUUAUAGUACAUAACAUUUAAAUGACUUGUGUGCCGUUUUUCUGUGUCUUUUUUGUUUGUUUUGGUCAAUGAGUUAAUUAUUUUCUCUAAAAAAAAAAUCAUGACAAGAAAAUAUAACUCCAGAUCGGAUUUAUAGUUUGGAAAUGGGAAUGCAAUCCAUAGGAGAUGACUGUCAAAACACAAUAAAAGUAAUAUAUUAGUAGACUUGAAACUUUAGCCUCGUGAAUCCUUUGUGGUUCUGAGCCUUAUUAUUACUAAUAAUUCUGGAUAUUUCAUUGGAGAAUAUGUCCCCAACUCUCCUGCACUCCCCCCAUUUUGUUUAUUUGUUUUUUUAAAUUCUUAGAAUAAAUAGUUCUUUAUAUAAUUAUAUUUUAUUUAAGAAAAUUGUUAGGUACUUUUUAAAAGAUGUAAAUUUUUAAAUUUACAAAUAUAUAUCAGUCUUCUUUGAUAAGCAAUAUCAAUUGAAUUUCAAGUUAUUAGGUUAUAAGCAAAAGGUUACUUAUAAUGUUAUCAGGUAAUGAUUUUUAGCUCACAAUAUCUGGAAGCAACAACUACUUGGCUCAAGUACGUAUAAGAGUAAUUAGUUUUAUUUCUCUCUUUUUUGUAAAAUCAGAUUUUAAAUGAGAUGUUUAUUUUAAACUAUUUUAAGGAAAAAAUAUUGUGUGUUUCAGAUGGUGGGGUAAAAGACUUUACAUGUUAUUUCUUUAAAAAUUAUUUUUACAUUAAAACAAAAUAUAUUUGUGACAUGCUCAGAUCAAAAAUUAACUUCUAUAUCCCAGAUCUACUUAUUUCAAAGUAAAAAUUUUCACUUGUCAGUGGAAAUUUCUGAUUAGAACUAAAAUUUAUGUAUUUUUGUGCUUAGAAUAUAAGUUUUACCAUAGAUUUUUUGAAAUUUAUCAUUAAUUUGAAUAAAAUUAAGUGAUGCAAAGUUAUAAGAAUAAAAUAGUAAUUUCCAUUUUUUUAAACUAAUGUGAUUAUGUUUGUAGUUCCUUUUACAAGUGUUUAACACAGGUUCUCAAUUAGAGAAUAUAGCAUGAUCUGUAUUUGACCCUAAAAAUAUUCUAUAAAUUAAUUUAACAAGUAUAUGGCAAAUUUUUCAUAGCAAAACUAGCUCUUCUAGAAGGAAGUUGUUGCCAUCUGUUUAAUUACAUUAAUUGAAAUGUGUUUAAGAGAAAUGUUUUCAGCAUAUUUUGUAUACUAAAAAACAAAAAGGAUUAGUAUUGGGCCAAUGGCCAAAAGGUAAUAUUACUACCAUGUAGACUGUUACCGUUAAAAUUGUCCCACUCCCCCCAGAAUUUUAGAAACUAGAAGUCUGGGAGAUACUAUAGCUGCUGUAGUUGGGUGAUUCUAAGUGCUGUCAGUACUUUCAUUUUUUAAUUAUGUGAGAUGAAACAAAUGCCAAGUUGCAAAAGAUGCAGAUUUCCUUAUCUAAUGGUUGGUUUUAGGCAUAAAAUAUCAUGCCAGCCAUGCCUUGUGUGUUUUGUCUUAUAUUUUCCUUCAGAACUAAACUAAAAAAGAUUUUGGGAAAUGAUUUGAAAUGCUUGCUCACUUGACCCACUUGGUCAGAUACUUGAAUGAUGGUGUUACUAGAUUCUAACCACUGAUUCUAAUUGUAGAAUAAAGAAUAAUAUAAAAUGUGAGAAUAUGUUUGGGCACUUAGUCUUUGUUUAUAUUAUGUAGUAGCCUCCAUCAUGACACAUUUAUUAAAUUUAUGAACUAAGCAGUUCUGUAAUUAUAACCAUGGUUGCUAUUCAUGUAACAAAACACACCAUGUAACAAAACAUGAUAGUAGCAAAUAGAAAUGCCCCCAAAUGCUAUUUUUUUAAUUCAGUUGUAACUGUCACUCUUGUAAUUGUGUAUGACACAAUAAAAUUUGUAAACAUUUUAGCAUGAAAAAUAAAAUUUGUAUCACUCA